AUGAUCAUUUGGAUUCACAACAACGAACAGCGGAAACAGUCUGCACCUGUCCGAAAGAAAGCGAGCUACAAGUUGAAGACUGCAAGUCCUGUCCGUUGUGACAUCAACACCUACAAAGACUUCAUCGGGUACGAUGCCUGUAUCAACUGCCCUUCAUACUCCAUAACGCUUUCCAACCAAUCUUCGUCCUUUGAUCAGUGUCUUGCUAUUGCUGGCUAUAACCGGGACGGAAAGAACUGUCCUACCGCGAAAUAUCUACCUUGGUCCAGAUAUGCGAGCUUCGGAGCCGACCAGUGCAAGAACGUAUCGAAAACCUGCCCUGCUGAUUCAUACAUGAUCGAACAGGCGAAUAUGUCUUCCAACAUUCCAUUUACCAAGCUCAGCAAUAACGAAAAUAUCUACUGGAAAUUUACCGACACAGGCGGCGAUCAGACCGCCUACAGUGUCAAUGGGGCGGUUCUGCGCGGUGACGCAGUCGGAAAGUACGUGGCUUUAGGUCAGUGUAUCGGCGGUGGUGGAGCCGGUGGCACGAUCCGUGUUCAUGACUUCUGGCUGCCUGUUGGUCAGUAUACCGUGAAGGUUGGCAGGGGACGAGUGAAAGGAAACAGUACAGAUAGUUCUUUGACCAGCGCCAAUCUUAGCUACGUAGCCAUUGGUGGCGGAAUGGGUGGAUGGUACGGGGUGAAUGGAAACACGGUGGCUCCGGUGGCGGUGGCGGUGGAAGUUCAAGUGGUGGCGGAAGCGUUUCCGGUCAAGGCUAUCCCGGUGUCACUAGCCCUUUUGGUGGAAGCGGAGGUGGUGGCGGCGCCGGUGGCAUAG
This is a messenger RNA of Guillardia theta CCMP2712, 819 nucleotides long. RefSeq lists its product as hypothetical. Bases 1 to 819 code for a protein of 272 amino acids. The record is from RefSeq and is a predicted model, not a curated record. Lineage: Eukaryota; Cryptophyceae; Pyrenomonadales; Geminigeraceae. The transcript is spliced from 3 exons.